Saprolegnia diclina VS20 is the source of this 682-nucleotide messenger RNA. RefSeq lists its product as hypothetical. The record is from RefSeq and is a predicted model, not a curated record. NCBI's taxonomy places the organism in Eukaryota, Oomycota, Saprolegniomycetes, Saprolegniales, Saprolegniaceae. The coding region runs from base 22 to 612 and encodes 196 amino acids. The transcript has a single exon.
UUUUUGCGCUCAUCUUCAAUCAUGCUUGCGCCGCACAUGGUGCACAUUCGCCACUCGUUCGCGUCGUCGACUUCAUCUUCGUCGUCCUCGUCGUCGUCCUCAUCAACGACGUACCGCGUGGACGCAACGCGCGUCGAGAUUGUCCGCGCGUCGAUCCGCUUGCCGUCGGACGCCAGCAAGGUCAAGCCCAGCAACGACAAUGUCAUCUUUGUCAUCAAGGUGCACACAGCGUCGGGCUACCACCUCGUCGAGCAGAGCUGGACGGCGUUCACACAGCUCAAGGAGGCACUGCUGCUCGCACUCGACCCUGGACAUGCGUGCAGCGGCGUGUGCCCGUGGCUCUGGGAAGACCUCUACCACAACUUUGAGCACCCGACGCAAAAGGUCAACCUCCGCACGUGGCUUCAAAUGCGUCUCCACCGACACACAAAGCGCACGGUCCAAGUGUAUCUCGAGCACUUUCAGGAGCUCCUCGACUCGAUGUUGCACUUGCUUCGCCAGCGCGACGUUCAGUGCCACCAGUUCCACGACGUCUGCGACGUCUUGACCCAGUUUCUCCAAGUGCCGUCGAUGCUCGACACGUGCGCGUCGAGCUCGCGCCUCCGCUUUUAGACGCUAGUUUUAGAUCUUAGUUUUUCUUAUUUAUUGUAAUGCCCCAAUGCGAGUCAUUUGCCCGCCACCA